GAUUUAUUUCCCUCUGGUUUUUUCUUCUCUUGUGCGUCACGGUGGGUGACGUCAGUGAACGUAUCACGUGCGUCGCUCGGAUCAGCUGACCGCGGUGUUUCCGGGUUUAUUUCUCGGACGUCGUUUCGGUCCAGGCCCGGUUCGGUUCUGCACAGUGAUGAGCGUGUCGGACAGUGAUGAGGAGCUCUACAACGAACGGACCGCCCUGGUUCCCGCCCAGAACCCUGCGGUUCCGUCCUACCGACCCGACCCGGAGCUCAGCCCCAACGAGGACUCCGACAGUAAAACGGCCGGGCGGAGCGGCGGGCGGAGCGGCGGGCGGAGCGGUCCGGCCCCAGGGGCGGAGCCUGAGGACGAGGAGGAGGAGCCACUGAAGUACGGCGCCAAGCACGUCAUCAUGCUGUUCGUCCCCGUCACCCUGUGCAUGGCGGUGGUGGUCGGCACCAUCAAGUCCGUCAGCUUCUACUCAGAGAAGACCACGCAGCAGCUGAUCUACACGCCGUUCAGCGAGGACACGCCCGGUGGCCGCCGGCUGCUGCACUCCGUCCUCAACACCGCCAUCAUGAUCAGCGUCAUCGUGGUCAUGACCGUCCUCCUGGUGGUGCUGUACAAGAACCGCUGCUACAAGUUCAUCCACGGCUGGCUCAUCCUGUCCUCCCUCAUGCUGCUGUUCUGGUUCAGCUUCAUGUAUCUGGGAGAAGUGUUUCGAACCUACAACGUGGCGGUGGACUACCCAACAGUGGCCAUGGUGAUCUGGAACUUCGGCGGUGGCAUGCUGUGCAUCCACUGGAAGGGGCCGCUGCAGCUGCAGCAGGCCUACCUCAUCCUCAUCAGCGCGCUCAUGGCCCUCGUCUUCAUCAAAUAUCUCCCCGAGUGGUCCACCUGGGUCAUCCUCGGCGCCAUCUCUGUCUACGACCUGGUGGCCGUCCUCAGUCCAAAGGGACCGCUACGGAUGCUGGUGGAGACGGCUCAGGAGCGCAACGAACCCAUCUUCCCCCUCAUCUACUCCUCUGCCAUGAUGUGGACGGUGACGAUGGCGAACCCGGCCGAUUGCCAGCGCUCUGAAACAGGUUCAGACGAGGAGGCGGAGCUAAAUGGCGGGAGGGCGGAGCCAUCGCCGAGGGCUGAGUCGGUCCUGGAAGAGGAGAUGGAGGAGGAACGUGGGGUGAAGCUCGGCCUCGGAGACUUCAUCUUCUACAGCGUUCUGGUGGGAAAGGCUGCAGCGACUGGUGGAGACUGGAACACCACCCUGGCCUGCUUCGUGGCCAUCCUCAUCGGUCUGUGCCUCACCCUGCUGCUCCUGGCCAUCUUUAGGAAGGCGCUGCCCGCGCUGCCCAUCUCCAUUGCCUUUGGUCUCAUCUUCUACUUCUCCACUGACUUCCUCGUUCAGCCCUUCAUGGACAAUCUGGCCAAUCACCAGUUCUACAUCUGAGACCAAGCCCCGCCCACUUCCUUAUCAGUCUGUCAGGCCGUCAUCUGAUGACACAUAAAGGCCACUUCCUGUGCAGCGUUGAGGAACAGGAAGUGAUGUGAUACACCCUGUGACCUUACUGGUGGUCUGCUCAGGUGUUUGAUGUAUGUAGUUUGUCACUCUGCGAUUGGCUGAGACCUGGCCUCUGCAUCAUCGACCAGGUGACCCCAGACGCUCCAAUAGUGUGGAGCUGCAAAGUGGGUGGAGCCACCACUUUAUUACUUCUAUAUCCACUACAUUACCCACAAUCCUCAGGUCAAGAAGUCUGAUUCUUUGGACAAUUCCUGUUGAAAAGCAUCAAGGGAGUUGGAGUUUCUAUAAUGCUCACAAACAUUUAUACUUUUUUCCCCUCAAUGAGAUAUUUUAUCACAUAAUUAAAGUAUAUAAGGUAUGAAAUAGUUUUAACAGAUGGUGAUCUGCCAAAUUGAAGCAGAAAAUAAUAUUUUAUAGCAUUUGUCUGGGUCCUAGAAAAUUGAUAGUGGUGAAUAUGAUUCCCUGUCUGUGUUUGUGUAACAUUGGCCUGUCUGGGCUUCCGUACGUCUGCAAGUCGUUUCAUUUUUUACUUGUUCUGUAAAUGUUUCACAUAAACAAAUUAAAUGGAGUUUUCUGGAA
Molecule: messenger RNA, 2083 nt
Organism: Poeciliopsis prolifica (blackstripe livebearer)
Lineage: Eukaryota; Metazoa; Chordata; Actinopteri; Cyprinodontiformes; Poeciliidae
Product: presenilin-2-like
Biological process (GO): calcium ion transport; protein processing; amyloid precursor protein catabolic process
Cellular component (GO): membrane raft; mitochondrial inner membrane; nucleus
Molecular function (GO): aspartic endopeptidase activity, intramembrane cleaving
Source: RefSeq, a predicted model, not a curated record